GACGACGGUACACUUAUCGUGAGAGCGCUCUCACGGAAACUGGGUAACAUUUUUAGACCGCAGUGACAAUGCAUUCUUUAAGAAACUGUUUCUGUGGCCAGUGGUCAUCCAAUGCCAGACUUGAUGAGAAAACAGUUAUCAUAACUGGAGCUAACACCGGCAUAGGGAAGGAGACCGCAAGAGACUUGGCAAAGAGAGGUGCUCGGAUCAUCAUGGCCUGCAGAGAUCUGGAGAGAGGAGAGUGGGCCAGGGAGGAGAUUGUGGAGGACUCGGGGAAUCAGAAUGUUGUCUUGAAGAAACUAGACCUGUCUAGCACCAAGUCAAUACGGGAAUUUGCAGAGUUGAUUAACAAAGAGGAAAAGCAACUCAAUAUUCUUAUCAACAACGCUGGUGUGAUGCUGUGUCCAUACUCCAAAACAGCUGAUGGAUUUGAGAUGCAGAUUGGCGUUAACCACCUGGGUCACUUCCUGCUCACAUUCCUGCUGCUGGACCUGAUCAAGAGGUCGGCUCCCGCUAGGAUCGUCAAUGUGGCCUCGGUGGCCCACACAUGGGGCGGCAUCCAGCUGGACGACAUCAACAGCGAGAAGGGCUACAACGCACGCAGGGCCUAUGGCCAGAGCAAGCUGGCCAACAUCCUCUGCACGCGGUCUCUGGCCAGGAGACUGCAGGGAAGUGGCGUGACGGUGUACUCGCUUCACCCUGGCGUGGUGAGGACGGAGCUCUGGAGGCACCUCAGCGUCCCCGUGCAGCUGGCCGUCAGGGUGUUCAGCGCCUGCACCAAGACCUCGUCCCAGGGAGCGCAAACCUCCAUCUAUUGUGCUGUCGACCCAGCUCUGGAGGAGGAGAGCGGUGGAUAUUACAGUGACUGUGCUCCAGCGAGAUGCUCAAGAGCUGCCCGAGAUGAUGAAAUGGCCGAGAAGCUGUGGGAGCUCAGCGGUCAGAUGCUUGGGAUUCAGUGGGAUUAGAGGCCAAGUACAACAAUAUUAUUAACAAAAAAACCCUGUACAGUACAUUAAGACUAACUUCACUGACACUUUGAAUGACAAGAUAAAUGUUAGAUUAUUAUCAGUGAAAUACAUAAAUGCAAUUAUUUUCUAGAAUAAUUUGAACAGUCACAUUUCAGACAUGCCUAUUUUGUAUAUCAUCUCAAGCACAGGUAGUUACUGAAGUAUCAGUAUUUCUAGAAAAAAGAAACUUGUUCCUGUCAGUUUCUAAUAAUGAUUGUAUACAUACUUGGCAUCAUGUCUAUAUUUAAACUUGUUGGGUAUCAUUAAAAAGAUUAUUCCUGUAAUU
Molecule: messenger RNA, 1293 nt
Organism: Alosa sapidissima (American shad)
Lineage: Eukaryota; Metazoa; Chordata; Actinopteri; Clupeiformes; Clupeidae
Exons: 7
Coding region: 69-965 (298 amino acids)
Source: RefSeq, a predicted model, not a curated record